Molecule: messenger RNA, 921 nt
Organism: Cercopithifilaria johnstoni
Lineage: Eukaryota; Metazoa; Nematoda; Chromadorea; Rhabditida; Onchocercidae
Source: the annotation of a GenBank genome assembly
AUGUCAACAAAAAUUUUCAACUGUAAACUGAGUGAAUUUCAUCAAAAUUUUCAGGGCAUUUUUUUCAUGCGUGUAUUAUCAUCAAGGAAAUUACACUGUAGUAGUUGUGAAGGUUUAUCAACGCCGAUACUUGCCGAAACAACAUCUUCUACAUUUUAUGCUCCUAAUCAUAGCGCUUCGACAAGCGUUCACGUACCAGUAACCACGCAUCGAAUUCAACGUUUCAUCAGUUUUUUCUCUUCCAAUGAUACUCCGACAACAACACAUUUGGAAGCAACCCACUUCGGUGCGGAACCCACUUCGGUGCGAUUUUCAUCUCGUCGUCGUUUGAAACGCUCAACGACAGCAACUACCACACCAAUUUGUGCAUUAUCAUUAAUUACACCGAUACCACGACGUGAUGUUGAAAAACAGGGUCAACUUAUGCAUCAAGAAGUAGCCAUGGGAGGACCGUUGAAAAAUGACCGACAUAAAUGGACAACAUAUUGGGCAGUGCUUUAUGGUACAGAAUUAUAUCUUUGCUGUCAAUUGAGCUCCCAUAUAAGCGAUGAAACGCAUCAAGAAUUAUUGAAUAUUCCAUCGGAUGCUCGUAAAAUUGAUUUGAAAUCAGCAAUUGUCGAUAUAGCAUAUGAAUAUUGGCGUCCAAAAGAUAACAAAAAAACGCAUGUAUUUCGUGUAAUAACUCAACAACAAACUGAACAUCAUUUUCAAACUUAUUGUGAAGAUGAUAUGUUAAAAUGGAUUGAAAUUAUCCGGAUUGCAUCAUCAACUUUGAGCAAUUCACAGAGUGAUCACGGUGUCAUUUCUGAUGGUAUUACAAGUAAUGUUGAGAUAUCCCCUAAUGUUUCAAAAAGUUGGUCGAUUGCUUCGAAAUUAGAAUCCGAUGAUACGGUGAGUCAUUUUUUUUCACAACUUAUCUGA